ACUUAUCAGGUCGAAUAAUGCUUUUGUUUGCUCGCCCUAGUGGAGUUUUUCAUAAGCCGUAUUUCCCGUUUACAUAUAUACCCAAUAUCCAUACGUUCAUCCCUUAUAUAACUAUUAAUCCCCUCUAUUAGUAAGAAGAAAGAACAACAGCAGCCAUGAAAUUGGAUGUUGAUGUUCUAAGAUAUCUCACUAAAGAUGAUUUUCGUGUACUCACUGCUGUUGAGAUGGGCAUGCGCAAUCACGAAAUUGUCCCUUCAGAGCUCAUUGAUCGAAUCGCUUCCCUCAAGCAUGGAGGUACUUAUAAGGUGAUGAAGAAUUUGCUUAAGCACAAGCUGCUGCAUCAUGAUUCUUCUAAGUAUGAUGGUUUCAGGUUAACAUAUCUUGGGUAUGACUUCCUUGCCAUUAAGACAUUAGUUAAUCGUGGUGUAUUCAGCUCCGUUGGUCGUCAAAUUGGAGUUGGAAAGGAAUCUGAUAUUUUUGAGGUAGCGAAUGAGGAUGGUACAAUAAUGGCGAUGAAGCUGCAUAGAUUGGGAAGAGUCUCCUUUAGGGCAGUCAAAUCUAAGCGUGACUACUUGAAGCACAGGAGUAGUUAUAACUGGCUCUACUUAUCUCGCCUUGCUGCAUUGAAAGAGUUUGCUUUUAUGAAGGCAUUAGAAGACCAUGACUUUCCAGUACCAAAGGCAGUUGACUGCAACCGUCAUUGUGUGAUUAUGUCCCUUGUCCAAGGCUAUCCUCUUGUGCAGGUGAAGCAAUUGCAAAACCCAGAUAUUGUUUUUGAAACUAUACUUGGUUUAAUUGUUCGUAUGGCUGAGCAUGGACUUAUUCAUUGUGACUUCAAUGAAUUUAAUAUCAUGAUUGAUGAUGAUGAGAAGGUGACCAUGAUUGAUUUCCCACAGAUGGUAUCUGUUUCUCAUCGCAAUGCACAAAUGUACUUUGACCGUGAUGUUGAAUGCAUUUUCAAGUUUUUCAGGAAAAGAUUUAAGCUCACUUAUGAACUGCAGUCUGAUGUUGCUGAUGGUAUAGAGGAGGAUACAAAUGACAACAGUAGGCCAUGCUUCUCCUCUAUUUUAAAAGUUGCUGAUUCUUUAGACAAGGAACUUGCUGCUAGUGGAUUUAGCAAAAAGGACCAGGAUGAACUUGAAAGGUUUAUCGAAGGGACUUCUAAGGACCAAGAUUCUGGUGAUGAAGAAGAAACAGACGACGAUUCAGGGGCUGAUGAAGCAAUUGCUGAUAACCAGAAAAUUAACGAGUGUAAUGACACAGACAUCAGGAACUUUGAUUCAUUAUGUUUAAUAGAGCAGGAUUCAAUACCGCGGGAAGGUGAUACAAUCGACAGUGAGCAAAUUUCUUCUACAGCUCCAAGCAUUUCAGAGUUGCACAGUGCCAGUGAUGAGGAAGAAAAUAAUGAAGAAGGUAAUGCUGAACUAACGAAACGACUUAGCAAGCAAAGGCGCAGAGCUAUAGCUUCAGCCCAUAGAAGGCAAAACGUUACCUCUCGAAAUUCUUAUAAAGACAAAGGUCGUAAGUCAUCACAAAACUCCAAAAUUCAGAAACAGUUUGGUGGUUGGUAGGUCGUAUGUCUUUAAGAGCGAAAGAUGUCGCACUAGGCGAGUACGUCUGCGCUUCAUGAUCUUUGAACUUCAAAAGCUACAAUCUUACUCUGAACAAGAUUCGUAUUACAUCCAUAUUAUGUAUGUAUGUGCCAUUGUUAGAACAUAGGGGAGGACAUUAUUUAUACAAAAUGAUGUAAUGAAAUACAUACAUUUGUUGAUGCUUACUUCUAGACUAUCAAUAGUAGAUCAAUAUUUUUUCUAGCACUAAUACUCUCCAUUUGAAAUUAAUUUUUAUGCUUAGGAUCCAUGCUCGAUUUCGUAUGGUGAUGCUUUCUUGGCAGGGCAACUGUUUUCUAAGUUAAUUUUGGUAUUUUACAUUUUAAAAAGUACUUCUUUCACUUUUUCAUACUUGCAUUAAUUUUUGAUUUGAGAGUUUCCUAAUAUUUAUGCCAUUUUUUGUUAUUGUAAAAUAGCUACUUUAUUUUUGUAAUUCAUAAUUAAACUAUUAAACAAGGGUAAUAUUAAUAUGUUCUUUGCAAUCAAACAUAACUAAUGAUAUUUUUCACUUGUAAAUUUGAAUUUAUUUCUUUAAUAUUUUAAUUUUAGCCUUUAUUGCAGUUAUAAGGGUAGUAUCAUAAUUGUUUAAUUACAUUUCUGCUAUCUUAAUUUGUGUGUACUUAUAAUCACUUGUAUUUGGACGCAACUAAAAAAAUCUGAUAAAUUAUUAAAUAAUAAAAAAAAUAUAUUUUCUAUGCAUAUGGCCUAUGGGAAGGCUAAGUUGAUAUGAUGUGUGGAUUGCUUAGUUCUCUCCUCAUCCUCUUUCUUUGCUUUGGAAAUCAUAACGUUUAUACUUCUUCCGUUUCAUAUUACUUGCAAUAUUUUUUUAUUUUUAGAUUUUUCAUAUUACAAGUUGUAAUAUUACCUUUUUGGGUAAAAAACAACUAUAUAACUCUCUAUUUUACCCCCACUUUAUUCUUUUCUCCAUAUAUUAUUAUAAACCUUAUCUUUUUACUUUCAUUAUUUUAAUUCACCUACACAUUACUUACUUUUAAUUAUUCUAACAGAUUUUUUUUAUAAAUGGCAAAAUAGUUGAAUUCUACUUCAACUACCCUCCAUAAAUGAACAACUAAACCCCUAACCCGAUUUACUGGUUCUAGAACUUCCCUGCAAUCAAAGCCAUGUCUUUAAUCCCAAUUCUCUCUCCCGCUUAUAAACGCCUUAUUUACUUCUAUGCAUAUCAAACCUUAUGCAUAUUAAACCCUAGAUCUGAACGUCCCUCUUCCUUGAGUAAUCCCACAAUCAAACCCUUAUUUUACCUCCUAUGCAUAUCAGUUUUCAUCUCCCAACAACUAAACGCCCCUCUUCAUCUUUUUAGAGUAAUCUUCAUAUUCCUUGAAAAAUCUUCAUUAAAAUUAGAUAGAUCCUAAAACUUAUGAUUGAAGUUGAGGUAAAAAGAUGAAGAGGAGAAGAAGAUAUGGGGAAGAUAAAGUGUUUAUAUAGGCUAAAAAGUGUAUUUUGAUUUUGGUGGGAAACUAAAUUUUGCAUCCUAAAAGUUUUGUAUAUUUUGGUGGGAAAUUAUGUAAUUUGGAUCAUUUUUGCCCUAAAUGUAAUGAUUUUAUCUUUCCCAUUAAUAAACCUAACCUUUUGUAUUAAUGUGUGAUCCAAAUCUAAUCUGUUGAAGCUUAUGUAAAAUGAGUAAAAUUGUCAUUUUGAUGGAAAAAA
Messenger RNA from Amaranthus tricolor (Joseph's coat), 3275 nucleotides. RefSeq names its product serine/threonine-protein kinase rio2. The transcript has 13 exons. Gene Ontology annotation, cellular component: cytosol; nucleus; preribosome, small subunit precursor. Lineage: Eukaryota; Viridiplantae; Streptophyta; Magnoliopsida; Caryophyllales; Amaranthaceae. Gene Ontology annotation, biological process: maturation of SSU-rRNA; protein phosphorylation. Bases 156 to 1571 code for a protein of 471 amino acids. Gene Ontology annotation, molecular function: ATP binding; protein serine/threonine kinase activity. The record is from RefSeq and is a predicted model, not a curated record.